Molecule: messenger RNA, 1082 nt
Organism: Dermacentor albipictus
Lineage: Eukaryota; Metazoa; Arthropoda; Arachnida; Ixodida; Ixodidae
Source: RefSeq, a predicted model, not a curated record
AGAGGAUCGAGAAGAAAGAAGGCAAGGACGAAGAAGCGAGCGUGCUCAGGCUAGUCCGAAGCCUUGGUCAUCGCAGCCUCCCUUUCGCAUCGAUCUGCUCUCUGCUGUGCGCAUUGUUUUUUGCGCUGUUCGUCUCAUUCCUUCCGCCUCUCGCCAGAAGUCCACCAACAGCUUAAGUCAUGGAAACAACGAAUAGCGGGAGCGCGUUCCAGUCUUCGGAGGUGUUUCUGACAGCCCAAUCGGGUCUGCCCGAAGCCAUGACUAUGAUGACCAUGAACGUAUCAUCUAUGUACUCGGAGCAAAAAACUGGCGAGCACACUUCGAUAUUCGAGGAAGCGCUUAAGGGCCAAAAACCAGGGAACUUCGUGAUGGCGACCGUGCUGAGAAUAGCACUUGUUGGCGUCUUGAUCUACCAGUCCAAGGCGGUCAGGCAGUGCGUGUGCCUCUCAAUCCCGUUCCUGCUCUUGCUGCUCGUGUGGCUGCUCAUCUGGCUGGCGAUGCCCAAGGCGGAAAAGAUGACGACUACCACCGCGAGUGCCGAAACGUCCAUAGUCGCUUUCGACACCACGACGAAAAGCGACGACGAAAAGCGAGGCGGCCAAACGACGAAAAGCGAGGCGGCCAAUGAGACGGCCCUGUUGGAUGGUUUCGAUGCGCUCUCUCUGCUAAGCGACAUGACGGUGCCAAACCAUGUUCUGGACAUAGACUCAUUCCCUGAAUGACCGUGUCAUUUUGAACGCUCGUAUCGCGAUGGCCUGGUGCAAUAACGCAUACUAUUAUAAUCAUCUGAAGACCUGUUCCUUCAACGUUAUUAUACCACAGUUCUUUCUGUGACUGGAAACACUCGGCAAAGAGCCUUCAGGUGCCAUUUAGUGUGUGAAUACAACCAUGGUAUAGUAAUUUAUAAGCUAUGUAAAUGAAAGUGCGAAAAUGCGCGUGCCUGAAAGGGCUCCUAACAGAAACAGAUAAAUUUACAGGCGCAUUUCAACGAGUUAUAGUCGGGAAAACUAUGUCGCACUUUUUUGUAUCUGCACGUGUUGAAAUUGCUAGCACAGGAAGAAUACUACCUUGGGCAAAUGGAA